UUGAGUCUCUUUGGACUGAACUCCAGUUAUAGAACACACAUUUUUGUCAAUGAAAAAAAGAAUUGGAAAGAUGCACAGGAGCACUGCAGAAAACACUACGAUGACCUGUCCACUAUCACCAGUCGUGAUAUAGAAAUCUUCUGUCAAAACUCAAAAAUCCUAGAUGAUUUUUUCUUUUGUGGGCUUCAGAGAGAUAUUCAAAACUCAGGGUGGAUGUGGUCUAAUGGUGAACCAGCAACAAUUAACGAAUGGGAUAUUGGUCAAGGAUCUGACCGAGGCGAAAACUGUGCAGCAAUAAGAAAAUCCACUAAAAAACUGCAUGAUUAUGAUUGCGGAGGACAUUUAACAUUUUAUUGUAUGACGGACUUAGACCUGAUCCUGGAGACCAAGACCUGGGAUGAGGCUCUGGACUACUGCAUAGAACGCAACACUACCCUGGCUAGUAUGAACUCCAGUACGAUUAUGGAUCUGGCAAUGAAAAUGGCUGAAAAUGCCCUGACGGUUAACGUCUGGACUGGCCUGCGCUUUCUGAUGGCCCAUUGGUUCUGGGUAAAUGGAGGUGAUCUUGAAUACAAGGCCUGGUCUAAUGAGGAAGAGGUACAGUGUCCUGUCAUGAAUCAGCGCUGUGGAGCUCUGAAUAGAAACAGGAGGGUCUGGAACCCCACAAACUGUCAGGAGAGACUCAAUUUUUUCUGUUCCAUAAGACGCAGAUAAAUACAUUUAACAAUAUUAGUGGUAUUGUUAAUGGCAGAAUGUUAACUGUGUGACUAGGAAACUGGCAAAAUAUUGCAAGUAUAAAGUUUACUU
Sinocyclocheilus anshuiensis is the source of this 807-nucleotide messenger RNA. RefSeq names its product snaclec CTL-Eoc125-like. The transcript has a single exon. Lineage: Eukaryota; Metazoa; Chordata; Actinopteri; Cypriniformes; Cyprinidae. The record is from RefSeq and is a predicted model, not a curated record. The coding region runs from base 214 to 714 and encodes 166 amino acids.